UGUAAUUUUAUCCUCUAUCAGAAUGGGGGCCGUCGGCAGCAAAGAGCCAGGUGGUUUUGAGUAAACCGCGUGCUCGUUUAAACCUGCCAAACUUCAUGCAUGCCCGAAAACCACCAGCGCCGCAGAAGCCCUCCACUGCCUCCGGUUUACCAUUGUCUUCAUAUAAGCAUCACUCCCGGCUCAUCCAUUUCUUCAAUCCACAAAAUUUACUUGAAUACUCCAUUCACUACCAAUCACAGAUCUGCCUAAUUGUUUUAUUUCAUCGAGUACUUCGAUCAUCAAAGACGAUGAGUUCAGCGAGCAGGGCAUGGAUGGUGGCAGCCACAGUUGGGGCAGUGGAGGCGUUGAAGGACCAGGGGUUCUGCAGAUGGAACUACGCCCUCAGAUCCAUCGCCCAACGGGCCAACCACGAUUUCAGGUCAUUUGCUCAGGCCAGGAAGCAAUCUUCUUCUUCUUCAUCUUCUUCUGCUAUGGUUUCCAACAACAAAAGAUUAAAGAGGGAAGAGAGGGGGAAGCAAUCGGAGGAGUCGUUAAGACAAGUCAUGUACUUGAGUUGUUGGGGUCCCAAUUGAUCCCACGACCACCAAGAAAUAGAAUGGAGCCCUAUGAAAUUUUUUUUUUUUUUUUUUAAUCUCUGCAGCUCAACUGGGCACGGCGCCUUCGUGUAGGAGUGACUAAAUUCGCAGCUGUAAAAUAUGUAAAAUUUGUAGUAUGACUGCUGGAAAAUGGAAAUUUUGAAUAUUUGUGUUCCAAA
Molecule: messenger RNA, 754 nt
Organism: Malania oleifera
Lineage: Eukaryota; Viridiplantae; Streptophyta; Magnoliopsida; Santalales; Ximeniaceae
Exons: 1
Coding region: 96-572 (158 amino acids)
Source: RefSeq, a predicted model, not a curated record